Messenger RNA from Cladocopium goreaui, 2136 nucleotides. NCBI's taxonomy places the organism in Eukaryota, Dinophyceae, Suessiales, Symbiodiniaceae. The record is from the annotation of a GenBank genome assembly.
AUGCCUACCGCUCUCGUGCGCAGCACGAACCUGGCCAAAUGUCAAACUGCCAAUGCAGUGUCCCCAAUUUGUGGCGAAGAGUUGAGAAAAGGUGCAGCUCCAGCGCGAAAGGCUGAAACCUUGGACACCUGCUGCGGAUCAGGUGUACCUCGCUGGGACGGCUGCUGCAGCCGCGGCGGCCUGGUGGAUCUGCAUGAGGCGAUGGACACCACAUCUGCAGAGAUUGGAGCGGAUCUGGAAGGGCAACUGAAUUCAGGAGAUCCCUGGGAUCCUGCGCAGCCCAUUGCCGUGGCGCUGCCUGCGCUGAUGGCUCCGGAGGUGAACAAGGACUUCCGGGAGGAGGUCGUACCGCACCGGGCCAUCAUCAUUCAGAAAGAGGUUUUUUGGCUGGACGCUGGAGAGGCUCCGGAUGAGGCUUCCGAAGCACCAGUGAAGUUGCUGAUGCAGGAAACGAAGGUGAGCGCGAGUGGGAGUGCUGAUUCGCUACUUCAGGAGCUUGUGGAUGGUGUGCGGCGGCGCAGAGCCUUGCUGACGCAAGACGGAAGUGGAAGUGGGCUGGACAUGAAAGCGGGCUUCAAUCAGCACCUGGACACCAACGCCAUCGUGAAGCUGAAACAAGAUGAGAUCGAGCUGACUCGCAAGAUCUUUGCGCGGGUGGAUCCCACUGGCAACGCCAUCUCAGACCUCUCGGGGCCUGCUGCUAAGCACAACAUAGAUCCCUACUGGAGCCCUUUUCAUCAAGUCCAAGACCUCAAACAACAGGUCACGGCGGAGUUCGAUGAGUACCAGCGGAUCGUCAGCGCGGCCGAAGCCAAGCGGGUCCUGCGAGCAGCGCUAGGCUUCUUUGGACUGCUGGUGCUAUGGGAGAACCCCGUGUGGCAGCUGAACUCCGCGGAGUUGGUGGUGCCCAACCGCAGCGACACCAUCGAGUUCGCACCAUCCGAGCCGGUCCCAGCACCUGAAACGGCGCCCAAAGUGGUGGAGGCACCGAAGGAUGAGAUGGAGAUGGGUGAAAUGGAGAGGACCAGAGAUGCUGCGCGGCCGGCGCUACCUGCUGAGAUCUCGUGGAUCUUCAAGGAUCGUGCCCCGGACCCGCCGGGCUUCCAGAUCUUCCGGCGGGAGGUUGAGGAGUUGCAGCGAACGAGGGAAGGCAGCGGCAAGUGGUUGAUCUUCGCUGGCUUCCAUGGUCUAGGCAACUGGAUGUUAGGCCUCAGCAGUUCCCUGCUGUUGGCCUCGCUGAUGAACCGCAGCUUCGCACAUCUCGGGGGCCCCGACGUCUGCGGCUGGAUGCAGGGCCCGUUAUGCAGCUGGAGGGAGCUCCCCGAGAAGGUGAAGGCCAAGGCGUCCAAAAAGUUGAUGAAAGAGGAGGUGGAGGAGGUGGACAUCCUCACGAUCUUUUGGAAAGGCUGUUCUUACAAGAAGCUUUGUAAAGAACUGCGGGCCAAGAGGAUACUGGUGGUCCAGUCCGGCGCAUGGUUCGGCGAGAUUUUGUCUCAGAACCCCUUGUACUCCCAGAGGAUGACUGCUGCCUUUGAGCGGCCAGCCGGCGAGGAGGUGAUUCUGGACAUCUACGGCCCUUUGGCGCGGUGGCUGUACUCUCCUUCGGCCACGGUGCAGGAGGAGAUCGAGCACUAUAUCAAGGACAACUUGUCUGGUGCUCCCAUGUCCGUCUGUUUCCAGGGCCGUUGGGGCUCAAGCCAAGAACUGGAACAGGGCCAGCGAUGCAUAGAUGACAUGUUGGCCGCCCCAUGGUGGCCGCAAGAUGCUCUUCCGGUCAUCCAUGUGUCUUCCAUGCGAGACAGCUUCAGGCAGAAGGUCAGAAAAGCUUUCGCCCAACGCGUUAAUGUGACCUGGCCGACCUGGGACAAGUCUGUUGGAGGGCAGAAGGACGACCGCACCGCUUACAAGGACAUGCUCCUAACGGGUCGAUGUAAUGUGCUGGUGGCCCCCACGGGUGGAUCCACCUACAGCUACGCUGCCACCGCCAUGUACCACUCCAUCAGCUUACGCGGAGACUUCCGACCGCCGGAUCACUGCGGCAAACUGCCGACGCUGCCAUAUAGGAAGCUUUUUCCAGAGCCCCGCGCGCAGCGGGAGAGCCCAGCCCCGAGGUUUCGGACGGUGAUAGCCAGCUAA